Molecule: messenger RNA, 3676 nt
Organism: Chrysemys picta bellii (western painted turtle)
Lineage: Eukaryota; Metazoa; Chordata; Testudines; Emydidae
Gene: GRPEL2
Product: GrpE like 2, mitochondrial
Biological process (GO): protein import into mitochondrial matrix; protein folding
Cellular component (GO): PAM complex, Tim23 associated import motor
Molecular function (GO): protein-folding chaperone binding; adenyl-nucleotide exchange factor activity; protein homodimerization activity
Source: RefSeq, a predicted model, not a curated record
UAGUUCUGCCGGGGGCGGGCGCAGUUCCCGGCGGGCGGCGCUCAGUCACACGCCAGCGGACUGAGGGAGGGAGGCGGGAGCAUGGCUGGCAGGUCCCUGCGGGCGGCCCGGCAUCACCUUAGCCCGCUGCUCUCGUUGGGCGCUCAGCGGCCCAGCAGAGAUUGCCUGUGUGUCUUCAGCACUGCGGCCCAGCAGAGGAGUACGGGAGAUGAGUGUGGACCAGAGGAUCCCCGCGAUGAGCCGAGACAUCCCCUUUCUGAGCGAACUAUAGAGCUCAAAGCCAGCAAACUGGAAGAACAAGUCCGUGAUUUAACUGAGCGAUACCGGAAAGCCUUGGCGGAUUCGGAAAACGUCCGGAGGAGAACACAGAAGUUUGUGGAAGAUGCCAAGCUGUUUGGGAUCCAGAGUUUCUGCAAGGACCUGGUGGAGGUAGCUGAUAUCUUGGAGAAGACUACGGAGAGCGCUGCAAGAGAAGCAGAGCCUAGUGACCCAAAACCAACCCUCAAGAAGAUCUAUGAAGGCCUCUUCCUCAUAGAGGCCAAGUUGCAAAGUGUAUUUGCCAAGCAUGGCCUUCAGAAGAUGAACCCCGUUGGUGGCAAAUAUGAUCCAUACGACCAUGAAAUAGUCUGCCAUGUGCCAGCAGAGGGAAUGCAGCCGGGCACAGUGGCACUAGUGACUCAGGAUGGCUAUAAACUCCACGGCCGCACUAUCAGACACGCACAUGUUGGUGUGGCAGUAGAGUCGCAGGAGUGAUGUGGUGGGUGCACCCAUUGGGAUCUGGGACCUUAAUGAGCGGAGGACUUGGUCACACAGUGGCGAUAGCAGCUGCAUGUCUUUUCUUUAUUUAUUAAGCUAGGUUUGUAUUGUACAUUGGCUUCUUCACAACAUGUGCAGUAAUCUUGGCUUUAAUUCCAAGAGGCUCAAUUAUUUAAUGUUCCUUUUCUGAGUGUUUGUAAUACUGGGAAUCCUGCUAUUUAAGCAUGUGGCACUGCUACCCUCUUCUCUGUUGGAUUCAGGUUUCUAUUAAAACUUGCACUGGGGGAAGAGGGAGUUGGGGAGAGAGACUCUGAGAGCCAGGAAUUUUCUGCCUUCUGAUCCCAGCUCUGACAUACUCUUUCUGUGGCUUUCGGCAAGUCACUUAGCCACCCUGCCUCAGUUUCCCUAUAUGUAAAAUAGGGAUAUAAUAAUACUUACUAACCACCUCACCAGGGUGUUGUGAGGUUUAAAUAAUAUUUGAGAUGCACCUUAGAGAUGAAGAGCUCUAGCUAAGUGCAAAGUAUUAUUAUGAGACUCUUGUGUGGUCUUUUAUUUUUUUUUUUCCUGUUUUCCUUAGGCAGAAGGAGCUGUGAAAGCAUCUGCCAUUUUCAGCCAGACUCUUCUCAUCUCUCUUCAGAAAGCAAUUCUGAAUUAACAAAGCCUUAAUCAUCUUGUAUUUGAGUAUGGAUGAGGUUUAAAAAAAAUAAUAAUAAUAAUAAUAAUCAGCUGAAACGUGAUCAGAUUAAAGUUUGCUCUCCAGCUAAGACUUCAGACCUGCAGAGCCGUCCUUAGGGGACAGCGAACCAGGGCAACCACUACCGGCCCUGCACUUUGGGGGACCACGUGGGCUGGCGUGAUUGGGCAGCGGGUGAACCACUGGCUGGGGGAGAGAGAGCCCUCCACCCAAGGGAGAGCCACGCUUGGCUGUUUGGGGAGGCACAGUCCUCCCCUACCCACUCCCAGCGUGGUCGGUCCCGGAAGUGAUGUCACUUCUGCCCCAGUCCCCGCACCUCCCUAGGGACGGCCCUGCAGACCUAUCCACUUCUCACUAAAGUUAAACAGUGGGAGUGACAUGAGGCAGGGGGAGCAGGAGCUAUUCUCAAGUCUCAGCCACCGAGCAAAGAUCUAGGCCUGUUCUCCAAACAAGAAGUAUUUUUAAGAGAAGGAAAAUCUAUCUCUAGAUCAUUUGUGCCGCAGCUUUCAAGCAUCAGAAACGGUUUACUCUUUACUAGCCCCGAAAAGGGAAAUAUGAUCUCUUAUUUUGUCAAGCCACCAGCUAACUGAUACACAAUUAACACCGAUGACUUUCCCAACCCUAAUUCAGAGCCUAUUUCUGCCUGGCUGUGGAUAGACAUCAAAUUUAGGCUUUAUUUCAUUUUUUAGAUGGAAGGAGAGAAGUCUUAGCAAAAGCUCCAAGUGUCCUUGAAUCAGCUGCAGCAGCAAUUAUGAGCAAGUGAAGAGAAGCAGGGAUCCAAAUGCCCGUCGAGAUUGGGAGCUGGCCUGAAGGGUUCUAGCUCAAGGCAGUCUGGCUGGUGCAGCCUGGCGAAAGAUCAUAGGGCAUGUGUAUCUCUGUUGCUGAACAUGUGUGAUGCCUUCAGCUAAACUGAAAGGGUGGGUAGACUCCUCAUCCCCAGCGUUACUGACUUACUAGAAGCUAAUGUCUAUCUCUGAGCUAAAUGGGAAUCCAACCCUCAUUUAAUGAACAGCAGGAGAAAUAAUGGAAGAGAAGGCCCCAAGCUAUCGGCUGCAUUAUAAAAGGCAAGGAGGGUGAACAGUUGUACUUUCAGGCGGUUCUUUCAGGAGUUCUUGCCUUCUCACUUGCUAUCAAACCUAUGGUCCUGCAGGUGGUUGGGCUCUGCUUCCAAAGACUUUUGUCUAGUGGGGGUGCCAGUUCUGUCUCAGAGGAGGUAUUCCUUUUCCAUUCCUUUGCAGACAUGAGAUGCUGAAAAAGGCAGGAGAGGUACCCAUAGUCUUAUUGUGAUGGACCUCAAAAUUACAACCUCCCUCAAUUAGCAGCUACAAAUUAAGCCUUUCUUGGAAGAUUCCAUAAACGUAGAACGUUCAUCUGAGUGAAUUUCGUUCGAAGACAGACAUGUCUCUUCUCAUAUGAUUAGUGCAAAACUGCCUCUUAAUGACAACGGUACCCAUAGUUCCCUUGGGGGUGAUUCAGCAUUCCCAUUCUUCAUUACAAAACAUUUCUUAGCAUGUGUAUGUGCCUCUGACCAUUUUGGAUGUUGAGGUGGGUGUUGAGGCAGGUACUUGAGAUCUCAGCCCUGGAAAUCAGAACUUCAUGGCAAUAUUGGAUCAGUUCUAGCAAACAUCCACUUAAGUUUCUUUAUCUGUGUAACUUCUACAAUACUGGCGUACCUUGCAGGGCUGUUGUGAGGAUUAAUUGAAGGUGUACAAAGUGCUCUGAGUUCCUUUAGUCAAAGGUGCUAGAAAGAGGCAUGGUAUUACUAUUAUUCUUCCUAGGUUUCUGCUUCACUUAGGCUAACUUUGGUGCUGUUGUGUGUCUGUCUGUCUGUGUAUGUCUCUCUCAUGUGGCCGAGGUUGUUUAUGGUUAGGUUGAAUUUCUUCUGUGGAGAUUCCAGUCCCCUUACUGUCUUCCAUGGUUUGCAUAAAGCUUGCAGGCUAAACACAGGGGGCCAGAUUUCUCUUUGGUGUAACUCUUUUGCACUUCAGGGAGUUACACCAUGGAGGAAUUGGGUCCUUUGGCUUUUUCUUCCUAGUCAUUGUAUGAUGGCCUGAACUGAACACAGAAGUGUAUUAGAAGGGAAGGUUUGGCGGAGGAGGGAAAAUGUCACAAAAACACUAAUCAUUUCCACUUUAAUACACCCAUGAACCUUGGAACUUGAGCACUUAAUGUAGAUGACUGGAUAACAAAUAUGUGUUCAGCUGGAGUCAUGGGAUAAGAUAGGAA